AUGACCACCUCCACCAUCACCAACAUCCCCCUCCCAGAACCCUUCUCCUCUAUCCCCCGCCACCCCCUAACCCUCUAUCCAUCCCCCAUCCACGCCCUCCCCCGAAUCACCGCCGCGCUCGCUACCACCCCCACGCCCUCCUCCCCAGGGGCAACCAUCUACGCCAAACGGGAAGACCUCACCUCGGCCCUCGCAUCGGGGGGCAACAAAACCCGCAAACUCGAAUACCUUCUCCCUGACGCCCUCGCUCAAAACGCCACGACCCUGAUCUCCAUCGGGGGGAUCCAAUCGAACCACACGCGCCAGGUCGCCGCCGCGGCCGCGGUGGUGGGGCUGAAAGCCCGCACCAUCCAAGAAGACUGGGUGCCGUGGUCCGACGCGGGGUACGCGCGGGUUGGCAACAUCCAACUGUCGCGAUUGAUGGGGGCGGACGUGCGGCUGGAUCCGUCCGGGUUCGGGAUCGAGCACAAGGAGACGUUGAGGAGAUUGCAGGCGGAGUGUGACGCGCACGGGGAGCGGACGUACUACAUCCCUGCGGGGGCGUCGGACCACCCGUUGGGCGGGGUGGGGUUCGCGCGGUGGGCGUUUGAGGUUCGCGAGCAGGAGCGGGAGAUGGGGGUGGUUUUUGGGACGGUGAUCGUGUGCGUGGUGACCGGGAGUACCUUGGCCGGGAUGAUUGCCGGGUUCAAACUGCUGGAGAAGCUGUAUCCGCACGAACCGACACGUCGGGUGCUGGGCAUCGAUGCCAGUGCGAAGCCCCAGCAGACCCGUCAGCAGGUCCUGCGCAUUGCGAAGAUGACUGCCGUGAAGAUCGGUCUCCGCGAGGACGAUGUCACCCUGGACGAUGUCGAGCUGAAUGAGGACUAUCAUGCCGGGGUGUACGGCGUGCCGGAUAAGAGGACCUGGGAGGCGAUCGAGUUUGCGGCGCGCACCGAGGCGUUCAUUACUGAUCCGGUCUAUGAGGGGAAGAGCUUUGCCGGGUUGAUGGAUUUGGUCAGGAGGGGGGAGGUGUCUGGGAAUGUCCUCUUUGCGCAUUUGGGGGGGCAGUUGGCGUUGAAUGCUUAUUCCGAGGUGGGGGCUGUGAAGGAGUGA
Messenger RNA from Aspergillus heteromorphus CBS 117.55, 1092 nucleotides. Its product is annotated as putative 1-aminocyclopropane-1-carboxylate deaminase. The coding region runs from base 1 to 1092 and encodes 363 amino acids. Gene Ontology annotation, biological process: amine catabolic process. The transcript has a single exon. Gene Ontology annotation, molecular function: 1-aminocyclopropane-1-carboxylate deaminase activity; D-cysteine desulfhydrase activity; pyridoxal phosphate binding. NCBI's taxonomy places the organism in Eukaryota, Fungi, Ascomycota, Eurotiomycetes, Eurotiales, Aspergillaceae. The record is from RefSeq and is a predicted model, not a curated record.